CCGCCCCGUUAAGCCCCGCCCCCAACGCGAGGAAGGGGCGGGGCGGGGCCGCGGUCACGCGGAGGGGGGCGGGGCAGAGGGAGCGGCGCGUGCGGCCAUGGCGGUGUUGGGCUACUGGGACAUCCGCGGCCUUGCCCAUGCCAUCCGCCUGCUGCUGGAGUACACCGAGACGCCCUACGAGGACAAGCUCUACAGUUGUGGGGAAGCUCCCGACUACGACAAGAGCCAGUGGAUCAAUGAGAAGGAGAAGCUGGGGCUGGACUUCCCCAACCUCCCUUACUUCAUCGACGGCCCCACCAAGCUGACGCAGAGCAACGCCAUCAUGCGCUACAUCGCCCGCAAGCACAAGAUGUGCGGUGAGACGGAGGAGGAGAUCCUCCGCGUGGACAUGCUGGAGAACCAGAUCAUGGAUUUCCGCAUGAGCCUGGUGAUGGUCUGCUACAACCCCGACUUCGAGAAGCUCAAGCCGGGCUACCUGGAGCAGCUCCCGGGCAAGCUGAAGCUCUUCUCCAACUUCUUGGGGGACAGAAAGUGGUUUGCAGGAGAGAAGCUCACCUUCGUGGACUUCCUGAUGUUCGACGUGCUGGAGCAGAACCGCAUCUUUGAGCCCAAGUGCCUGGAGCCCUUCAAGAACCUCAAGGACUUCAUGGAUCGCUUUGGGGCCCUGGAGAAGGUGGCUGCCUACAUGAAGUCCAGCCGCUUCCUGAAGAUGCCCAUCAACAACAAGAUGGCCAAGUGGGGCAACAAGAAGGAGUAGGGGCUUAGCAUGGGGCAAGGGCAGCUGGGGGGUCCUGACCUGGCCCCCCCGGCACCCUCCAUUGCAGGGUGGGGUGGGCACAGCUGGUGUGAAGCCCCCCAAGACAAUAAAGUGCUUUAGAUGUGGCACCCUGA
Falco peregrinus (peregrine falcon) is the source of this 891-nucleotide messenger RNA. RefSeq names its product glutathione S-transferase Mu 1-like. The record is from RefSeq and is a predicted model, not a curated record. Gene Ontology annotation, biological process: glutathione metabolic process. Gene Ontology annotation, molecular function: glutathione transferase activity. NCBI's taxonomy places the organism in Eukaryota, Metazoa, Chordata, Aves, Falconiformes, Falconidae. The coding region runs from base 98 to 757 and encodes 219 amino acids. The transcript is spliced from 8 exons.